AUGGUGUCGCAUCGAAGGGGUUACUCUGCUGUCAAAGGAUCGAGUCAUCGUGAUGCCGAUGAGGAAGCCCUUCAGAUCGCACUUCGUGAGUCAAUUAAACCUGAUUAUCUGGCUGAAAUUCUGCGCUCUGAAGCCAAGCAGCGCCUCCUCGAUGUAGCGCGGACUUCAGUUCCUCAAGUAAAUCACAAAGCGAUUUCAAAUGAACAGUUAAUGGAGAUUCAUGAGCAAGAGGACAGCGGAGAUGAAGAUGACACGGACACGAGGUCGAAUGCUCGAGUUGUUAAAGGUUCAGUAACAACUGACGGUCUUCAGAAAGCUGAAGACGAAAAAACACAAGUGGAUCCUAAUGCAAAUCACACGCUCUUAAACUUUCCCGACACUCUGCUCAUCAAUAUACUUCAAUGGCUCGACGAAGAUACUAUCGGUUCUUGUACUUGUACUUGUAAACGACUAUUACCGAUGGCCCGCUCCGAAGUGCUUUUUGAGUCAAUCUGUCGACGUGUCUUUCCGACGCAAAAUCCACGAGUGGCUAUCGCUAUCACCCGCAAUAAAUUUGGAUUACGGCGGUUUCCAACAUGGUUUGCCAUGUUCCACGAUAGACCUCGAGUACGCUACAAUGGGUUUUAUUGGCUUAAAGUGACGUAUUACAAAAAGCCAGAACUCAGUAUGUGGACGGAUAUUGUCCCGGGAACGAUUUUAAAGUGUAUUUAUUACCGUUACUUUGCGUUUCAGCGCGAUGGCACAGUGCUAUAUGGUAUGCUAUUUAAGGCUCCGCAUGAAGUGGAGACACACAUGCGCGACAGACGCAAAGGCUCCAAAUCACGCAGCUAG
Messenger RNA from Plasmopara halstedii, 831 nucleotides. Its product is annotated as F-box protein FBX9. The transcript has 3 exons. Gene Ontology annotation, molecular function: protein binding. Lineage: Eukaryota; Oomycota; Peronosporomycetes; Peronosporales; Peronosporaceae. Gene Ontology annotation, biological process: SCF-dependent proteasomal ubiquitin-dependent protein catabolic process. Gene Ontology annotation, cellular component: SCF ubiquitin ligase complex. The coding region runs from base 1 to 831 and encodes 276 amino acids. The record is from RefSeq and is a predicted model, not a curated record.